AUGGAUCAGGAAGAGUGUUUAGCGCAAACCGUAUCGAGUACAUUUUGUCUUCAGUUGAAUGAAUUCCAAGUAGAGCGCACACCCCAUCAGUUCGUAGAAGAGAAAUGUGAAGCUCUUGCUACUAAAAUAUCAUCUGCCAUUCGCAAGGCUAAAAUCAAGCACACUGUCCCACUCGGUGAUACUUCUUUCUGGAGUAAAUCUAAAAUAGUUUUUCCACUGACAUACCUUCAGCAAAUAAUUAAGAACAGUGAAUUCGGCAAAGCAUCCUAUGCUUGGGCUCCUUGUCAAAAAUUCACUAGUCUCAAGACAGAAGUUAUAGACGGAAAAGUUAUUAAAAGAGUUUAUCUUGAGAUACCUGAGAGUGUUUAUGGUGAAAGAGGAUUCCUUAACCUCCAAUACCCGCUCAAAAGAGCCCAUUAUAUGUGCAGUUGUAUUACGAUCUUGUCCAAGACUUUCGAGGAUGGAGCGAUAUCCUUUGUUUCCGGUGCUCACGAAGAUUUGCUGUUCCCUAACCUUCUUAUAACUGAGGGAGAUGUUUCUGUUCAUUUAAUCUUCUCAGGAGUGAACCUAGCUAAACCAAGUCGAUUCGCACUAUCACAAGGAAACUUUAGGCCUACAAUCAUCAGUCCAGAUUACAAAUCAAAAGAAUUACUGGCGACUCCGCGAUAUAACCAACGAGUUCUAAGAACUAUGCUUGAACUGUCCUUGAUGGAAGAGAUCCAAUCUUCAAUUUGGGAUCAGCCUAAUUUGAGAGAAGCACUAAAUCUUUUGAAAGCUUGGUUCAAGAGUCGCGAUCUACUAGUUUUUGAUGACAUGUUUAUUUCAUCAUUCAUGUUACAUCUUUUGGAGAAGUCUAAAAUCAGAGCGCUUCAUCAAUCUUGGGUUACCAUGAAGAAUUUUCUGUUCGCACUAGAAGAAUGGUGUACAAGCGAAGUUGUUUCUUUAGAAACUGAGAAGAACACCGGUUCUGACCAUUCGGAGUUCCUCAAAGUUUUCGACAUCGUACUACUAGAUCGAACAGGGACUUGGAACAUAGCAUCAGAUAUAACUUUUGAUGAUCUUAAUAAGGUCAAAAAUCUCAUUGUUGCUUCCAUACCGCAUAUCGGAAACUAUCAGAGCUUUGAAAAACUUUUCAAGAUCGAAGAGGACUUCCGUUCUUCUUACGAUGAAUAUUUCAGAUUGUAUUUAUCAUCUACCCUCUUCGAAAACGUCAUCAAAGAGUAUGUAGAAGAUGUUGUCGAUUGGAAAGAUCGCUUGCUGGCUUUCACUCGGACGAUACAAAAGGUGGUGCGAACAGCAAUGGGAGAACGAUAUGAGCACUUCAGAUGCUAUGUAGAUUACAAAAACGAUUCGUGGCGAUUGAAUGAGAAUAAAAGUGGAAUGCCCGUAGACAUGUUCUUGGUGAUAGGUUUCAAGAUAAGGAAGGAAUGGAAUAAUCCACUAACUGUUGGGCCAGUUGCUAACGACCCUUCCGCCAAAGAGUUCCGAAGCUUCUGGGGAAAGAAAAGUGAAUUGAGAAAGUUCGCUGACACUAGAAUAUGUGAAUGCGUGGUUUGGGCUGAAAAGAGUUCUCACGAAAUAGGUUUCGAAAUUAUGAAGUUCCUAUCACAAGAGAAAUUCAAGAUACACGUCAAGAACUUGAAUUGGUUGUCAGAAGUUCCUGAGAUGUUGAGAUCUGACAAAGUAGCUUAUGAUAAACUAGGAGUUGCUUAUGCCUCGUUGAGUAGAUUACUGAGAAGUUUAAAGGAAUUGCCACUUGAGAUCACAAACAUUGGUGGAGUAAAUCCUUACUUACGAUAUGCAGAGCCAUUGGGGAAUGAUAUGAUUUCUACUCAAUAUGGAAGAAAAGGUGCUAACUCACGCGUUCCAGACCAUGUGGUCAUUCCUAAGUUUGUUCCCUCCUUAGAAGUUCACGUAAAAAUGGUUUACUCAUCGAAAUGGGGAGACGAAGUAGAGAUGGUCAACAACUUGACAACUGCUUUCUAUUUGAAGAUAGCUGAAUCUUUAAGAGAGCUCAACUAUGUCGCUGUUGCCACAAGCGAGGAACUUCUUGUUGUUCAGGAUGAUAUUGUUUUCAAGAUCAUUAUUGUCAGUGAUAGGUUGCAACUUAUAUUUGGAAGACAGAAGAAAGCUCUAGUCGCAACCCUGGCUCCACGUGUAGAAACUUCAGAUGUAGCCCUAGCUCUCAAAAAUUUAGAAAUAAAAUAUAUGAGUGGGCCGGGUCUUUCCGCUUCUAUAUACUCGUUCUCUCGACGAUUCGCUGUGUUCUCGGAUGCUGUACAACUAACCAAACUUUGGUUGGGAUAUCAACUACUCUCUUCCUAUAUUGAUGAUUAUGCCAUUGAGAUGAUCGUCUGUGCAGCUAUCAAAGACAUGUCAUUCAAUACUCCAGAAUCCCCCUGGGCUGCUUUCCGGAAAGUUCUCCAUUUCCUUGCCACAUAUCCAUGGGUUUCAUCACCGUUGAUUUUGGAUUUCGAUCAAACAUGGAAAGAAGAUCAAAUAGCAGAACUGGAGCAAAAAUUCUUGAAGUUCAGACCUGUUCUACCACCAAUGGUCAUUAUGAACAACCAUGACACUGAUGGAACCAAAUGGACUCACAACGGUCCAACCCCUGUGAUUAUCAACAGAAUCACUGCUUUAGCCAAGAUUUGUUUUAAAGAAAUGGAUGAGAGUAUGUUGAAUGCGAAUAAGUUUAAUUUGAUGAAAACUCUCUUCAAACCAAACACAUCUUCUUAUGAUGCUGUUGUACAUUUCACAAGCAAAGCUGUCACUAGAAAUCAAGCUCGACCGAAGCCUGAUAAUCUGAAGCUCUUGCCAGUCGUUGAUUUUGACCCUUUCCAUUCAUUAGCUUUACGAUUGAAAUCAGUUCUGGAGCCUGUUGCUCUUGUGUUUUUCAAUAAGUAUGGAGGAGAAGAAGUAUACAUCAAGUUUAAGCCUGAACCGGAGAAUCAGAAGUUUGCAGUUUCGAAAUGUACUUUCAAGAAAAUGGAGAAUGAUUGCUUAGUUCUUAAUAAGGAAGAAGUUGUUGAGACCAUCAAGGUCAUCGGUAGAGGUUUAGUCAAAGAUGUUAGAAUUUUGAAAAAAUAA
Messenger RNA from Auanema sp. JU1783, 3087 nucleotides. The record is from the annotation of a GenBank genome assembly. Lineage: Eukaryota; Metazoa; Nematoda; Chromadorea; Rhabditida; Rhabditidae.